GACUAUGAUCAAAAACAGCUUCAGCAAAGCAUUGGAAAUGGCCAUGCAUGCUUGCAGUGACGUCGACUGUAAGGCUGAAAAUAUUAUACUUACAUUUGUCAAAGAAUCUAAUGGAAAAAUUAAAAGGAAGCCUCCAUGGUUCUGGUCAUCUAUAAACAGAGGUUACAUCAGGCACAAGAGAUUACCUACAGACAAAGAUGCCUCUGAAGAAACAUUUCAUAUGUCAAGACCAUAUAUCACUGCUUCUCCAGAGUUUUCGUCUGGAGAUGACUUUAUUCCCGUUUCAGAAUCAACUGGAGAUGAUUUACCUUUUGUCCCAGGGGUUUCUGGAAAAGACUUGACUGCUGCUUCGAAGUUAACUGAGAAUAACUUUACUCCCACUUCACAGUGGAAUGAUAUGAGUACUACUCCGGAAUUAUCUGCAGACAACAUUACUCCUGCUCCAGAAAUAUUAGGAAAUUACUUAAGAACUACUCCAGAAGUUUCUGAAAAUUACUUGACAGCUGGUUCUGAUUUACCUGGGAACGACUUUACUCCUGCCCUAAGGUUCUCUGGUAAUGACGUCAAUGCUGGUAAAGAGAUCAACGAUAAUGACAUAACUACUGAUCCGAAAUUAUUUCAAAAUUAUUUUACUUCUUCUUCAAAACUAACUCAUACUCCAGGAUUACCUGAUAAUGUCUUGACCACAGUUCCAGAAUCAUCUGAAAAUGUAUCCACUCCUUCUCCACGGUUAUCUGGUAAUAGCUUAACUGGUGCCCCAGAGCUAUCUGGGAAUGGUGUAACUACUGCUCCAAAGUCAUCUGGCCAUAGCGGAGGCAGAAACAUGAUUAGACAUCGACUUUUGACGCUUCGGUUCGAUCUCGUCGUAAGUGCCAGGAACGCAAAUGCAGACGAGGCGAGUGCAAUACUCAGUUCCGUAGUGCAGAGGACGUCAAGACCGCUGUACAACUCGUCUGAAGAGUUCCCCCUUCAUGACUUCAAAAUAUUAGACAUGGCGGUGCAGUGCCAGGCUGGCUUCACCCAUGCCAAGAAGUAUCAUGGAAGAUGUGUUGCCUGUGGUGUGGGAACUUUUCACAAGAAAAAUCAGGACCUGUGUAUGCCUUGCCCCAAAGGCAAAUAUCAAACAAUCGAGGGACAGACGUCUUGCAUAGCAUGUCCCCCGGGGACCUCCACUCUCGGCAAUGGGACCAAAACCUUAGCUAGAUGUAUGGACGCUUGUAAGCCUCAUGAAUAUUCAUCAACGGGACUACAGCCAUGUUUUAGAUGUCCAGGAGGGACCAUCCAACCUCGCGAGGGAAGCACGUUCUGUCAUUUAUGUCCUCUUGGGACAAUAAACCACAAGGUCACCAAAGAACCUAUGUGUAUUCCUAGGGAAUACUGUAACCAGAUCCAGGGUGGGUGCGAUCAUAUCUGUGAGACGAUAAAGGGAGGCAGCACGUGCAUCUGCAAGAACGAUUACAUACUUCAGGCAGACGGCUUCACGUGCGCCAAGCUGACGUAUAAAGGAUAAUCCAAUUGGUACCUGGAUCAGGCGAGAGUUCAUCUAGAGGUCACAUAAUAUAGGAAGCGUCACUUUUCCAUAACAGAAUUUGUCUUGACUUUUUUACUUUUGCUGUACAGAAUUUCAGUUUAUUUUGAUUAUAUGCCUAAUGCGUAUGCAUGUUUUUUAAAUAUUAUAUAAGAUAAAACUCAGCUGCAUAUAUGUAUUAUAGGUUUGGCUUCUAUUGACUGAAGUGAUAACAUUGUAUGUUUUUAGACAUUUGUAUAUUUUAUACUUUACGAAACAGUCGAAGUAACGUAAACAGAAUUCCUCAAAUAAUGUUCAUUAAAUAUUUUAAAAACUAUUUUUAAAUAAAUGAUAUGGCAAUAGUAUUUA
Molecule: messenger RNA, 1876 nt
Organism: Gigantopelta aegis
Lineage: Eukaryota; Metazoa; Mollusca; Gastropoda; Neomphalida; Peltospiridae
Exons: 5
Coding region: 5-1510 (501 amino acids)
Biological process (GO): signal transduction
Cellular component (GO): cell surface
Source: RefSeq, a predicted model, not a curated record